UAGAUUUAUGCUGCAUCUUUUAAUAUAAAAAUGAGUAAAUUGUCGUUUCGGGCACGGGCGCUGGACGCUACCAAGCCUUUACCCGUCUUCCGCUGCGAGGACUUGCCAGACCUGCACGAAUAUGCCUCAAUUAACCGGGCAGUACCGCAGAUGCCGACGGGGAUGGAGAAAGAGGAGGAAUCGGAACACCAUCUCCAGCGGGCCAUCUCAGCGCAGCAGGUGUACGGGGAGAAGCGGGACAACAUGGUGAUCCCCGUCCCCGAAGCCGAGAGCAACAUCGCCUACUACGAGUCCCUCUAUCCCGGGGACUUCAAGAUGCCAAAGCAGCUCAUUCACAUACAGCCUUUCAGUCUGGACACAGAGCAACCAGACUACGACCUGGACUCUGAGGAUGAGGCAUUUGUGACGAAGCUGAAGAGGAAGAUGGAGGUUGGCGCUCUGCAGUUUGAGGAGAUGAUCGACCGCCUGGAAAAAGGCAGCGGCCAGCAGCUGGUGACUCUCCAGGAGGCAAAACUCUUGCUCAAGGAGGAUGACGAGCUUAUCAGAGAGGUGUUUGAGUACUGGAGCAGGAAGAGGAAAUCCUGUAAGAGCGGCUCACUCAUCCCCACCGUCAAACAGGAGAAGCGCGACGGCUCCAGCACCAGCGAUCCCUACGUCGCCUUCAGACGCAGGACCGAGAAGAUGCAGACCAGAAAGAACCGUAAGAACGACGAGGCAUCGUACGAGAAGAUGCUCAAGCUGAGAAGGGACCUUAGCCGGGCUGUCACCAUCCUGGAGAUGAUCAAGAGACGAGAGAAGAGCAAGAGAGAGCUGCUGCACCUCACACUGGAGAUAGUGGAGAAGAGGAACAGCAUGCCAGACUUCGGCUGUGAUGUGAUGGCGGAGGCUAUAGCUCAGAGGGCGUUGGUCAAGCCAGUUUACACAAUACCCAUCAUUCCUCUCUCCAGCGGAGGCCAGUACCGCCACCAGGACCACAUGGAGCUUAAGGACUUCAAGACUAAGCCUGAAAAGACGGAGGUGGUCAGGACAAAGAGGAAGUAUGAGAAGAAACCCAAGGUUCCUCCUCUGUCUGCGCCCCUGCAGUCAGGCCCUUCUGUCUUCAACCCUAAGGACCUCAACCAGUACGACUUCCCCAGUUCCGACGACGAGCCCUUCUCUCAGAUGCAUUCUGGCUCGUCAGAUGCCGAGGAGGAGAAUGACCCAGAUGGAGCGUUUGCUUUCAGGCGAAAGGCUGGCUGUUUUUACCACGCCGCCCGGUCGGGACGGCAGGGGAGCUGGCCGUGGUGUAGCGAGGCGGAGGGAGGAUCGUGUGAUCCACGCUUUCGCUACUCUCUCACCACGCUCACAGUACCGCGCCGCUGCCUCGGGUUGGCACGGCGACGAGUGGGACGAGGCGGCAGAACUCUGCUCGACAGAGCCCACUCCAAUCUGGACGGCAUUUCCCACAAUCUGGAUUCUGACUCGGAACCAGAGCCCUCGUCUCCUGCCCCGUCGCGCCCCUCAGAGAGUACCUCACACGCCAAUACCUCCAACUCCUCAUCUUCCUCUGCCCCGGACCUGAAGCAGAUCCUGCGCAACAUUAAAGCAUGUCGCUGGAGGCACUUUAGACCACGGACACUAAACAACCAGUCAGGCUCAGGUGACGGCUCGCAAUGGAGACCGUUCAGGGGCUUCGCCCGGACCCCCUCCAGUACUCUCAAAUCAAACACAAGCUCCCAGAGCCGAGGAGGAGCCGGAGGGCCCCCUUCCGUUGCAUUCACAGCUGAGCAGUACCAGCAGCACCAGGAACAGCUGGCUCUCAUGCAGAAACAACAGCUGGAACAGAUUCAGCAGCAGGCUAAUGACACCUCCACCAACACACAGCCUUUGUUGUCAAAGACGCUGGAUUCAGUCAGUGCCCAGUUUGCUGCCUCUGCGCUGGUGACCUCUGACCAGCUCCUGACCUUGAAGGUGAAAGAGGAUGGAGUUGUGGGAAGUGGAGUGAACGGGGUCCUUCAAGCCUCAGGGGUUUACAAGGGCUUACACCUCCCCACCACCACAUCAGCUUCUCCCCACUCCGGCCUGUCCUCCUCCACAACCCUGGCCUCCACAGCGACUGCCGCCCCGCCCACCUUCUCCACUGCCAAUAGUAACAGCCCCAACACAGGCCCCUCCCACAAUGCCCUCAACUUGCUCGGCAACCAUAGCAAUGCCACCAGCUCAGCCCCGGUCCUCAUUGGUAGUAGCCUACGCCUGAGCGUGGCCACGCCCCCUAUCACUAGCCUCAACGCCCGCCACCUUCCCAGAAGCCUCGGGACUGUGCCACCUGCCGCCUUAAAGCUUGCCGCUGCCGCCAACAACUGUCAGCUCCCUAAAGUCACUACUGGGGAAAAUCGUGAGCAGGAGAAACAGUCCCUUAACAGUAUAGCGGAGAACACAGUCGCCAUGGAAGUGACGUAGUGAUCGUUACUAGGGUGUGUCCCCUCACCCUACCCAGUCUAGGCUUUUGGUGCUGUGCACCAAACGCGUUUUGGGGAUGCAAAGGGACAGUGGGUUUCCGUGGCAGCUGUCUGUACUCGACAGCAAAAUAUCAUCUCUCGUCUUUCCCCCCCCACC
Molecule: messenger RNA, 2595 nt
Organism: Chanos chanos (milkfish)
Lineage: Eukaryota; Metazoa; Chordata; Actinopteri; Gonorynchiformes; Chanidae
Gene: epc1a
Product: enhancer of polycomb 1a
Exons: 14
Coding region: 31-2439 (802 amino acids)
Biological process (GO): regulation of transcription by RNA polymerase II
Cellular component (GO): NuA4 histone acetyltransferase complex
Source: RefSeq, a predicted model, not a curated record